UUUAUAGGUUUUCGUAAUAAAUUGAGGUUUCCCUUUCCCAUAGAAAAACCACGGGUAGAUAAAAACGCUGCGUUUGUUACACAUGAAGCAAACCGAUAAAAUAACAGUCUCUCAGUCCUGCUUUCCUUCCAAAACCCCUCCAGAACCCUAGAUCGUUACUCCUCCUUAAUUUCCGUUACUCCUCCAUCGAAAUGCCUGACGUCGCAGCGGAUUCUGCGGCUUCUGCCAGCGCUGGCGAGUUAGUCCCAUUCGUGCCAGACACUGAAAUCGCCGUGGUGUACCCGCUUCACCACGGCCUAAAACCUCCAAUCUCUCGCGUCUCAAUCUCCUGGGCCCGAGGAAACAAUCUCCGCGUGUCAUUACUCCGUAACCCGCCUUCCAAUUCUGAUUCCGACGGAGAAAUUGGGGGAAAAGUUGUGGAGGUAAAUCUCGACAGCGGAGCCGCCGACGUCAGAGAACCAGCGCAGUGGAGGCGCAUUGCCUACGGCUCUGUUACGCCCUUUGCGCUCCUUCAAAGUCGCAAGAAUUCAGCUUCAAUUUUAUCUAAAUUACAAUCAAGUCCCUCUCCAUUUCACCUUGACUGGUGGGAGUAUGUAAUGGAGUAUAGCAAGGACAUAAAAGAACUACUUGGGAAUCCGAAGUCAAAUUAUAAUCCUUUAAUUGAAGAUCCUAAAGAAGUUUUAAAGAAAGGUGAGGAACCAACGAGCUUAAAGGCAGCAUGGGAGCUGAUGGAAAUGUUUUAUGCAGACAAAUUAUGUCAGAGUUGGUUGCCAGAACGCCUUGUCGAUUGGUUGGCUGAUUAUGAUUGCCUGUUAUCAGGUGACCAGCCAGCUGUUCAUUCAAAACUUGUGGAGUUUCAAGGGACACUAGUUACCUUACAGGUCAUUGAAGAUGAUCCUAAAUAUUGGGAGGUGAUAUCAUCGGCACUAGCAGUUGGUUGGCUAGAGAUUGUGGUGAAACUUUUGCGCUUGCAUGGAUCUUAUCAUCUGGAUCAGAUUAGCCAUUGUCACCUUGAGAAGAUGCUAUUUUUAGUGACUGUUUUUUGCUUGCCUGGCCAAGUAUUGUUUAUCAAAAUGAAGAUUCCUUGGUAUCCAUGCAUCUGUUUUCACAGUUGCAUUUUAAGUCCUGUGUGUUUUUCUGUUAUUGAGCAGACAGAGAAUGGGCUAGUUGAGACUGUAGCUGUUCUAAUUUCAAUGAUGCCACGCAUGCGUCCAGAAUUAAAAAAUGGAAAAUUAGGUGAAUGCUUUAAAGCCAAACCUGAUUUUAUGAAGGCAUGGGAGAAAUGGCGAGAACAAAUAACUAAGCUGGAUUCCAGUGCAUUCUGGGUUCUAUGCGAUCACCGUCAAACCAGGGAGGGCUUGAAAAAUCUGAUCCAGAUCAUGCUGGGAAACACCGAGAUUCUCUGCACUGCAACAUCCCAUUGGAUAGAGCUGUAUAUAUCUCACUUCCUGUUCAUAAGGCCAUUCACUGUUGGGUUUGAAAGCAUGUACAACCUAGCUCAGAAAUGUGUUAAGAUGAAACCAAUGUCUAGUCCACAUAAGCUGCUGCGGCUAAUAAUUGGAAUUAUUGGGGAAAAUACUGAGGUUGUAUUGGCAGAAUGCUCAAGAGGGUUUGGUCCUUGGAUGGUGACUCAUGCCAUAGAGUUAUUGACUGCUAGGAGUGACCAAGCAGAUUUUCUUUUACACAAGGAGCAUGAUGACAUAGGGGGAAUAAGUAUGGAAGAGCUCCAUCGUCUUGUUUAUGCUCAAGUUCUAACUUCUCACUUCUUGACUUGGCAAAUUGCUCCAGUUUACUUGACAUCGUGUAUGAGGCAAGGAAUGAGUUUGUUGGAGGUUUUAUUAUACAGGCAGCCUGCCCAACACAAUCAAUUGUUGCUUAAGAAUUUAGAAAUUUGCCGUCUGUAUGAACUCGACCAUGUCAGCUCAAACAUUAUGAAGAUUGCUGGAGUGUACCACUGGAAGCAUGGUAGGAAAGGUUUGGGAGUUUUCUGGCUUCAGCAAGCUCGGGAUGAAUUUCUCCUUAACAAGAUUGCCCAGCGGUUGUUUGAUUCUGUUGGAAAGUCAAUCUCUGGUGAAAGCUUCAAGCAAUGGGAGGGUUUAAUUGAAUUGUUGGGUUCGAAAUCAAAGCCUGCUGGGAGUCUUGAGUUUCUGCACAAGUAUAGGGAUUUCAAGAAAUUGCUACAGCAGGUUUGUGAUAGGAAAACUCCAGAUGCUGCUCGGCAUGCUGCUGACUUGCUCAUGUUGCUUAUGAAGAACCCUUCUACUCCUCAACGUUUCUGGUUGCCUCUUCUUUAUGAUUCUUUGACACUGCUUAGCUGGCAAGGGCGACCUUUGCUAAAUGUCUCUCAAACAAACCUUUUGUUGAAUAAACUGCAAGAAUUGUCCAUGGCAAGCCUGCGUCCAGGCAUUGUUGCCACUGACUUGCCAGCGGAGGCAUUAGACUCUGUUAGGCUAGCCCUUGCUACAAAUCUUGGGCGUGCCAUCUUAGAAGAACAGUGAUGCUUUGUUUUUGACAUUCAUGAAGAUGUUAAUGCACAGUACGUUUGACUACCUUAUCUAUUUUUCCUGGUGACCAAGCAUUCAAGCCACAUGAUCACCAUCAUUUCAAAGGAAUGUUGAUGGUGGAUUUGGAAUUCGGUACAUGCUUGUGUAACAUGUUUGUUUAAGGUUUUGCAUAGCUAAUGUUUCACAAGAGAAACCACUACUCUUUCCAGAAGUUUUACUUUGAGAAGGCUGCAGGCAUCGAACUCCACAUCUUUUUGCAGAAUUACAUUACAAGUCUCUGGUUAACAGAAACGGAGAUGCCCAGAUGCUAACACAUCUCUGCUAUUCAAGUUUUCAUCCGAGUUGUAUCGAUGAUGGGUUGCCAUGGAGAAGUUUCAACUAUUGUUGUAUAAUGGUAUGCUUAAAGAAAUGCAAAUGACCUAAGUUUGAACUU
Messenger RNA from Populus trichocarpa (black cottonwood), 2937 nucleotides. Its product is annotated as nuclear pore complex protein NUP85. Gene Ontology annotation, cellular component: nuclear pore outer ring. Gene Ontology annotation, biological process: protein import into nucleus; mRNA export from nucleus; positive regulation of DNA-templated transcription. The transcript has 19 exons. The record is from RefSeq and is a predicted model, not a curated record. NCBI's taxonomy places the organism in Eukaryota, Viridiplantae, Streptophyta, Magnoliopsida, Malpighiales, Salicaceae. Gene Ontology annotation, molecular function: structural constituent of nuclear pore. The coding region runs from base 192 to 2498 and encodes 768 amino acids.